Chelonia mydas (Green sea turtle) is the source of this 2024-nucleotide messenger RNA. RefSeq names its product diphthamide biosynthesis 3 (gene DPH3). The transcript has 2 exons. Gene Ontology annotation, biological process: protein histidyl modification to diphthamide. Gene Ontology annotation, molecular function: metal ion binding. Lineage: Eukaryota; Metazoa; Chordata; Testudines; Cheloniidae. The record is from RefSeq and is a predicted model, not a curated record. Bases 22 to 192 code for a protein of 56 amino acids.
AGCCGCCGGCGACGUGGGGUCAUGUCGGUGUUUCACGAUGAGGUGGAGAUCGAGGACUUCGAGUACGAUGAGGAGACCGAGACCUACAGCUACCCGUGCCCGUGCGGGGACCGCUUCCUCAUCACCCGGGAACAGUUUGUGUGUGGUGAAGUAGUCUCAGCACCUACAAGCAAGGAACUGGUUAAAUGCUGAUGAAUGCUAUAUGGACUCUGCUCUUCUUGAACAAAAAAAACCCAAUGUUUGGCUGUCAAUGUGGAAAAGACUCGCAGUGUUCUGUACUUCUGGAGAUGUUUGCUCCUCAAAUACCAGUGCCGUGAUUGGCUACUAUCAACCAACUGUCUCUAGUAGCCAAAACAUAAGUGGGUUUGUGCCUGAAAGCAUAUAAUUCUUAAAUUAUUGUAAAAUGUUUUAAGACUUUGAGAAGCUCUCCAGGAUAGGAUGCAAAUCAACAAAAGCUUUUUCCAGUCCAUUGCAUAUAAGGUUGUGAAAUUUGUAUGCUAUACCUAGCUAAAGAAUAGUUAUUCUCCAGUCUCCGGACCUUGUAUCUUCACAGAAUGAAAUACGUGGAUCAUCAACCGUUGGGGGCUUAAGAAAAGGUUGGCUCUAUUAAUUAUAUAUGUUACAAAAUGGUUCACACAUGGAAAAAGUUGGACUGUUAGAAUGGUACAAGAAUUUUUCUGGUUUGGGCAAUAGAAAGUGUUCUGGUUAGAAACAAACAGCUGCAGUUUCUGCCUUCAGUAGGUACAACUUAUUUGUUGAACCUGUCAUAUCUGUUGCUUGCUGCAUUAAAGUAAACACAUCUUUAGUCCUAGAGUCUUAAGCAAUCAUGUGGUUAUGGCUACCAAGUUAAACUUACUUAAAACAAACUAGAUAACUUCUGAUUCCCUUGUUUAGAUUGCGUGAAGAGAGACACGGUGGGCCACAUUCAGUAAUACUCAUGCAGUCCUGGUAACUUCCCAUGAAUGCACCUUCACUCCCAGUGGGGUGAAUAGGUGUACCUGCGAGUAGCAUUUGAUCCAAUUUUUUCUGAACAACUUGGAUGAACUCAUCUGACCCUACUACAUCAAAUACUCAAUAAGGCUGCAAGUUAUUCUUAGUGCUGUUUGUCAAUGUAUGAAUAGUGAAGCUGUGUUUCUGUUGUACUUCUCAACAUUUAUAUUAGGCUUUACCAGUAUAGACCCUGGUCCAGUAAGUGCUUUCCCAGCAGGAGUCUUUUCAUGAGUACAGGUUUGCAAAUGGUUGUCUUAAGACAGAGAGAACCUUGAAAGAACACACUCCAAAGCGCUUUAUUCUUGGGCUGCUUUACAAAUUUAUACUUUAUAACACUUCUAUGGUUUGUUUACUACUCACAGCACUCAGCUUGGGCACUGAAUAUAAAAAAGUCAGUUUCGCUAUUUCUAGCUUUCCUGUGUUAACCCAAUCCUGCAAUAAGUGAGUUUGUACGUGUUAGAGGGGAAUAACUACAUCUGAACAAAACCAUGUUAAAAAUUAUGAGGGUUAGUAAAACCUUGUUUUUGCAAAACCUAGAUGGUUCCAGAUGGUUCCAAAAUGUAUCUGUUAACUAAAAGUUCUGAAUCUGAACUGGAUGAUACUAUGAUUCUAACAAAUAAUUGUUUCAUUGGAUGGCCACAAGGUGGUGCUGGAUUCCUAUGUUUAAAAACUGCUGUGGUCUCGAUUUAUUUUAAAGUAUAUUUUUUACAAAUAUUUAUUUGUUUAUUUAAAUAAAAGUUUUUAAAACUGUAUCAUUAAUUGUAAGGGACCAUCAUUUAUUCUGAUUGUAUAGCACCUAGAACAGUGGGCCCUGUUGUAUUGAUACUGAUUUUAAAGGCUUAAAGUGUUAAAGAUCUUCGUAAACUCUUUCACCGUCCAGCAUUAAACGGUGAUAGAUAGGCUCAGAGUUAUUUUUGACAGAAACCUUGGAUUUACUUGAUUACUGGCAGACACGCAAAAGCAUUCAUUCAGGUUGACAGUUUAUUGAUUAAACAAAAAAGAGAAUAAGGAAUUAAAACAAACUUUUAUAUUGA